Molecule: messenger RNA, 3298 nt
Organism: Eleginops maclovinus (Patagonian blennie)
Lineage: Eukaryota; Metazoa; Chordata; Actinopteri; Perciformes; Eleginopidae
Product: anoctamin-9-like
Exons: 24
Coding region: 142-2526 (794 amino acids)
Biological process (GO): chloride transmembrane transport
Cellular component (GO): plasma membrane
Molecular function (GO): protein dimerization activity; chloride channel activity
Source: RefSeq, a predicted model, not a curated record
CGUGUGGACAUGCGGAAGUGAAGCGACAACAGGGAGUCAGAGCUCCGUGUUAAAGUUCAGCAGUGAGUGGAUGUUUCCGACGCGCUGCGGGAUGGGGAAGAUGUGAGGGAGAAUAAAUGCUUUUCAACUCCGGGAUACAACAUGUUCUUCAAGACGGCGGAGGAAAGCUUCGAGCUGUUGGACAGACAGAGGGACGGCUACAGCACUGAGCCUUUAGUUCCCUCAUUGCCCACCCAGAGGAUAUAUGACUAUGUACUGGUGGCCCCUAGGGUGGAGGAUGACACGGACCAGAAGGCUCAGAGACAGAGAGGCUUCAUCCAGAAGCUGGAAGAGAAAAACAUCACAGUUAAAAGGAUUGAUCAUGAAGACAAAGUUUUUUUUGGCAUCCGUGCUCCCAAUGAGAUGUUCAAAAACUACAAGUACCUGCUCAAAGUCUCUGACUCCUGCAACUGGUGUGGAGACGUAAGGGGCUCUGUCACCCAGGCUACCAGAAUUCGAAUUGUCCAUUUCAUCCUUCAUCAGACCUUCAUCAAUACAGGAGAAAACCUGGAGGAACUGAUGAAGAAGGGUGUGUUUGAAACCAUGUUCUGCCUCCAUGAAGAUGAACACCUGAUGUAUGUGCUGAUGUUUCACCAUGGUUCACAGAGAAAGACGCAAAAAGACCUGAGGAAGAACUGGGCUCGAUGGUCGGGUCUGUUUACGGGCCAACCAGUCGACGAAGUCAAGAGUUACUUCGGCGAGAAAGUGGCUUUGUACUAUCUGUGGCUGGGCUGGUAUACCAAACUGCUGGUUCCAGCCGCUGCUCUUGGUGUUGUAGUUUUCCUUUAUGGACUUGCCUUUUUCAACACCAACCCUCUAAUUAAGGAGGUGUGUCAGUCCAGCAUCAUUAUGUGUCCUCGCUGUGAUAAGAGUUGUCUUGUGUGGCAGCUGUCAGACACGUGUACCUACGCUAAGGUCAGCCACCUGUUCGACAAUGAAGGAACUGUGGCUUUUGCGAUGUGCAUGGCGAUCUGGGCCACUCUGUUCCUCGAGCUGUGGAAGAGACACAGAGCCAGACAUGUCUCUAAGUGGAAGGUCUAUGACUGGUGUGAGGAGGAGGAAGAACUCAUUCUUGAAAUAGUCAAUGACCCAAACUGCACACCCAAACAGUUCAGUCAUUCCUAUCUGCGGAGCACCUUGGUCCUCAUCUUGGUAACCGUCAUGCUCAUGCUGAUCAUUGGCCUGGCUCAUGCUCUGGUGGUGUUUCGAGUGGUGGCCGCACCCUUAAUGUCUGAGGGCAGCUGGGAGUUCAUCAGGGAUCAUGCCAACACUGUGGCUGUGAUGCUCGGAGCUGUGCUGCACUAUGUCACCAUUCAGAUAAUGACUCGGGUAAACAGAUGGGUUUCGCUUAAACUAUGUGACAUAGAGAAGACAAACUCAUUUGCGGCUACAGAGAGGAACUUUACAGUGAAGAUGUUCACCUUCCAGUUCUUUACUCUCUUCUCCUCACUCUUCUAUGUGGCCUUCUUCCUGGGCAGGAUAAACGGCCAUCCAGGGAACUAUGUGCGUAUCGCUGGAUGGAGACUGGAGGAGUGCCAUCCUAGUGGUUGUUUGACAGACCUCUUCAUCCAGAUGGCUGUCAUCAUGCUGCUCAAACAGACUCUCAACAACAUUUUUGAGUUCAUUGUGCCUUGGUUAAAGAGCUGUGUGAAAAGAAAAACUGCAAAGAAGCUGGAGAGGAAGUGCGGUCACUGUUACAGGAAGACCUGCCGUGACGAACAUGGAAGUAUUGAGCCAUGUGAUGUCUGCAAACUUCGCCACUGGCUGUCUAAUUACCACCUGGCCCACACGGAUGCCUUCAGUCUGUUCAAUGAGUUCCUGGAAAUGGUGGUCCAGUUCAGUUUCACCACCAUAUUCGUGGCAGCAUUCCCCCUGGCCCCCCUGCUUGCUCUCAUCAACAACAUUUUCGAGAUCCGUCUUGACGCCAUCAAAAUGGUCCGCCUGGAGCGCCGGCUGGUCCCUAGAAAGACCAACGACAUCGGUGUUUGGACAAAGGUGUUGGAGGCCAUUGGUGUGUUAGCAGUGAUUGCUAACGGUUUAGUUAUUGGAGUCUCAUCAGACUUCAUUCCACGCCUUGUUUACCAUUAUCGUUAUGGCCCCUGUGCCAAUGGAAGCACUUCCACACACUGCAUGCAGGGCUACAUAAAUGACACACUCUCCACGGCUUUUGUAAGAGACCAGGCAGUUAGAACUGACUUUACUCCAAACCAGAUGAUCACAGACGGCUUUAACGUCACACAGUGCAGCUAUAGAGACUACAGGAGUGCUGCAGACUACACUCUGACUUCUCAGUUCUGGUUAGUUUUGGCAGUGCGCUUUGCCUUCGUCAUCUUGUUUGAGCAUGUCGUGGUGGUGUGUAAGUUCAUUGCUGCCUGGUUCGUUCCCAACAACCCCAUUCAGGUGAAGAAUGACCGACUGCAUGACAAACUGGCCCGUCUGAAAGAGGAGCUACGUGAAAUGAAACGUAGCAAAUCUACAGAUGUCUGACCUGCAGCAGCUGACCCCAGAGCUUCCUCAACUGAGUCAGGACUGCUUCCAGUGUCAUAGGAAAACUUUGUCUUCUUUUUAAUUAAUUAUAUUUGCUCUACUAAGCUGUAAUAUUGUGUAGGAUUUAUGUGUCAGGGAAUCAUUCAGACAGUGAACACUCCUGCUAAGAUGUCACUACACAACCAUCGCAUUAUACACAACACUGUGAUGUUUUUUAUUUGUGUAAGAAAGUCUUCGGUUAGAGAAAACCUAGCUUUUAUACAUGGGCUGCCAGACAGUAUACAUGUUUCAUGAAAAAUCAGAGUCAGAAUGUCCUGAUACUUUCUGAGUGACAUUCUGAGGUGGUCUUCUAUCACUGUGAUGUGAAAUGAAUUCCUGGCAACACACCGUUUCCUCUUAAUCCUAAUCUGAAAAUGAGUAAAAAUAUUACUCUAACAAGAAACUUUGAAGGACUUUUAUUUAGAAAUUCCACAUCAGAAUGUCCUGAUAAUGUUUUAUUGACACUCUGAGCUGGUCUGCUAUCAAUCUGAAAUUAAAUGAGUUCCAAGCAACAUACCGUUUCCUCUUAAUCCUAAUAUGAAAAUGUGUAAAAAUAUUGCUUUAACAAGACAUUUUGAAGGGCUUUUAUUUUGAAAUUCCACAUCAAAAUGUCCUGAAUGACCUGUGACACUUGGUCUGUCAUUUUGAUGUCAGAAUGGACUUUGACAAUGUAUUCCUCAUUCUUAAUUUUGAUUUAUUGUACACACAAUUAGAAUUAAAAUGUUUUCCGAAA